Trichoderma atroviride IMI 206040 is the source of this 672-nucleotide messenger RNA. RefSeq lists its product as uncharacterized. Lineage: Eukaryota; Fungi; Ascomycota; Sordariomycetes; Hypocreales; Hypocreaceae. The record is from RefSeq and is a predicted model, not a curated record.
AUGAGUCAACCAAUAGAAUUUUGGUCGCAUAAAAUUGGGCCGAAUCCUUGGAAGAAUGUAAUUGUCUUCGAGGAACUGGGCAUUCCAUACACAACCAACUUUCUGGACUUUGGUGAUAACGAAGGAGGCGUCGAGCACCCUGAUUUCCUCAAGAAGAACGCUGCAGGACGAGUCCCGCUCAUAAACGAUCCCGCAACUGGUAUGAUUCUGACAGAAUCUAACGUUAUUAACCACUAUUUGGUCGACCAUUAUGACAAAAGCCACAUAUUCGCCCCCAACUCAGAGCAAGAUAAGUAUCUCGUUGAUAAAUAUCUCGGUUUUCAGAGUAGUGCACAAGCUCCGUUUUUCGCUCAGACACUUCAACUGAAGAGAAAGGGCAACGCAGAUGGAGUUGUUCAUUUCCAGAAUCUCGUAAAGAGGACUCUUCGGACCGUUGAUGACGAGCUGGAAGGGAAAGAAUACCUCGUAGGCGGCAAAUGCACCCUAGCGGAUCUGGCCUUCGUCCCAUGGGAUCUCAUGUUGGACGCUGUCCUUCAAGGAGACGCCGAGGCCGAGACUGCCCAGGCCAGACAGCAGCUAUUCCCUAAUUGGUACAGAUGGCACACCAAGAUCGUUCAGAGGCCGAGUGUUCAGAAAAUGAUUACAUUGAAGAAGGAGGCUAAUUCCAACUGA